This is a messenger RNA of Cyphellophora europaea CBS 101466, 4665 nucleotides long. RefSeq lists its product as uncharacterized. Lineage: Eukaryota; Fungi; Ascomycota; Eurotiomycetes; Chaetothyriales; Cyphellophoraceae. The transcript has 8 exons. Bases 1 to 4665 code for a protein of 1554 amino acids. The record is from RefSeq and is a predicted model, not a curated record.
AUGGCUCCCACUCCGUCGGCUGGCCGCACCUCGGCCGACCCUGAAACUCCCACCAAAACGGGUAGGAAACCCGAGUCAUCGUCGACUCAGAAACUCACGGAAACAGCCUCCGGUCGCAAACCACCCAAGCUGGGAGCAUCCAAAACUCCCAAGAAGUCAGACUCGCCUUCCCUACCGCAACGCCCUAAGGAGGACGUUGAGGAAAAGGGCAAGCAGAUCGACCUCAAGGACAAUGACGCUGCUGAGGAGGCCGGCGGCAAAGUCAGCCAGCCUGGCAACGAGUCAAGUGUCGCCGACACCAGCGAGCUGUCCGAGGCGGAUCCCCAGCCAGUACCAGAUUCUGACGAAGACGAAACUGUUUCUGGAGCGAAGGAUACCGUUGACAAGGCCGCAAAAGAUGAGGGCACCGACGACGAAGACCAAGGGCUGACCCCUGGUGACACCGAACGGGAAACCGAAGACGCCGCCGAGGAAGCUGGAGACGAGGCUUCCAACAAGGGCAGCGGCGCCCUAGGUGGUCUGAAGAGCGCUGCAGGUGGUGUCGGCAAGGGUGUUUCCGGCCUAGCUGGUAAAGGCAAGGACACCGUCACCGGCGCUGCAGGUAAAGCUAGUCAAGGCGACGUCUCCGGCGCUGCUGAGGACACCACCGAGGGCGCCAAGGACGCCGCAGGCGACGCCCAAGAGACAGCAGAAGACACUACGGGCCAGUCUGGAGAGGGCGAAGGUGGUGACAAAUACGACGUACCCCAAGUCAGCGACAGACUCUUUGGUGAUGCCAAGGACCAGGCUGGCGACGCCGUUGAGGGCGCGAAAGAUCAGGCUGGUGAUGCUGCCGAAGGCGUCCAGGACCAGGCUGGCGAUGCUGUGGAGGGCGCCAAAGACACUGCCGAAGGUGCUGCCGACGAACUUCCUACCGAUCUUUCCGCGCUCAAGGGUUUGAAGGUCGAUGAGAGCGGCGAUAUCCUGGACAAGUCAGGUAACCCCAUUGGGCGCCUUAAUGAGGGCGAUCCCGCCGAUCUGGAAGUAGGAUAUGAAAUUGGCGACGACGGAGAAAUCCUCGAUGAAGACGGCGACGUUGUCGGACGUGCAACUCUCAUUCAAGAGAAGGCAGAGGGCGCAGCCGAGGAAGCUGGCGAAGCUGCUGAGGGUGUAAAGGAAACCGCUGAGGGCGCAGCCGAAGACGCCAAAGACCAAGUCGAUGAUGCCGUUGAAACAUACCUACCCGACAUCAAAGUACUAAAGGGUCUCGAGGUGGCGGAGUCUGGAGACAUCGCUGACAAGGAUGGCAACGUCAUCGGACGCAUCACCGAGGGCGAUCCUGCUGACCUCGUCGGCAUGGCAUUGAACGAAGACGGUGAGAUUCUGGAUGAGGACGGCGAUGUUGUUGGCCGCGCAGAAACCCUUCCACAAGAAGUCAAGCAGGAGGCCGAAGGCCAGCUUCCCGGUCUUGACGUUCUCGAAGGCCUCAAGGUCGGCGAGGACGGUGACAUCCUGGACGACCAAGGCAACAAGCUUGGUAAGAUCACUGAGGGUGAUCCGGCGGAUCUUGCGGGCUUACCUCUCAACGCUGAGGGCGAGGUGCUGGACGAAGACGGAGAUGUCAUCGGACGUGCUGAGAUUGUCCCAGAAGCCGCCCAAGCCGUCGGCGACCAGGCUGCCGACGGUGGCGUCACCGAGGCGGUUCAAGAGGCGCAGGACAAGCUUGAGGACAUCCAGGACCAGCUCAAGCCCAACCUCACUAUUGUCGAGGGCCGCAAACUCAACAAGAAGGGCAACAUUCUCGACGACGAGGGUGAAGUCCUUGCUAAGCUCAUUGAGGGUGACGCCAAGGCGUGUGCCGGCAAGAUACCCAAUGAAAAUGGCGAGAUCCUCGAUGAUGAUGGAAACGUCAUUGGUAAGGUUGAGGUUGUUGAGGGCGAGGCCGCCGACGAGGCCAUGAAGGAGCUCAACCCCGAGCUUGUCGAACAGCUCCAGGACGCUCAAGAAGCCGUCGAGGAAGCCGAGAAGGAGGCCGAGAACGCUGCCGACGAAGCAGGCGAGGCAGCUGAUGAGGCCAAAGAUGCCGCUGAGGAAGCUAAGGAUGCUGCCAAGCCCGACUUUGCUCAACUUGACGGCCUGAAGGUCAACAAGAAGGGUCAGGUCGUCAACGAAGACGGUGACCCGAUCGCCAAGUUGUCAGAUGGUUACGACCUCGAAGCCGUCCGCGGCAAGAAGAUAAACGAAAAUGGUGAGAUCUUGGACUCGGAGGGCAACGUCAUCGGCAAAGUCGAGUUCUUGCCCGAGGCCAUUGAAGAGGGUCUUGUUGAAGUCGAAGAAGCGGGUGACAAGCUCGAUAUGUCUGUCCUUGAGGGCCUAAAGGUCAAUAAGAAGGGCAUAGUUCUCGAUGAGGAGGGCGAGCCCAUCGCACAGCUCAUCGAGGGCGAGCUCACAGAGGUUGCCGGUAAGAAAAUCAACGACAAGGGUGAGAUUCUCGACAAAGACGGCAACGUCAUUGGCAAGGUUGAGAUGAUUCAGAAAGACGAAGAAGAGGGUGAGCAAGACAGUGGGCUCCCUCCUCUCUCCAUCCUCGAGGGCUUGACCGUCAACAAGACUGGCAAGAUCGUCGAUCGCGACGGCAAGGUCGUCGGCGAACUCGUUGAGGGCGAUGCCAAGAAGCUCUGGAAAUCUGGCCUCGAGUGUGACGCCGAGGGUCAGUUCUGGGACAACCGUGGCAACGUCAUUGGCCGCGCCCAGACCAUUGCGCAAGAAGACAAAGAAGAUGAAGCCCAGUUCGCCGGUCUCGAAGGUCUCGUUGUGGUCGCCGAUGGCUGGGUCGAGGACGAGAAUGGCAACCGUGUGGGGCGUGUCGUCGAGGGUGACGCCAAGAAACUCGUGGGACGUUCCGUCGAUGAAGACGGUGACAUUCUCGACAAGCGCGGUAACGCCGUCGGCCAUGCCGAGCGCUACGUGGAGCCCGAAGCUGAGCCCGAGCCCGAGCCAGAGGCUAUUGACCUUUCCGAGAUGAAGGGCUUGCGCCUCAACAAGAAUGGCAAUGUCAUCGGUCCUGACGGCGUUCCCAUCGGCCGUCUCGUGGAAGGCAAUGCCAAGGAGCUUGCUGGCCGCAAGAUCGACGGUGAGGGACAGAUCUGGGACGAUGCCGGCAAGGUUGUCGGCCGUGUCGAACUCAUUCCUCCUGAGGAGCGCGAGACCAAGGCAGAAGGGCCUUUCGCCGGUCUUGAGGGCCUCGUUGUCGUCAAGGACGGAUGGGUCGAGGACGAGGAUGGCAAUGUCGUCGGACAGAUCGUCGAAGGUGAUGCCAAGAGGCUCGUCGGGCGUGCUGUCGACGAAGACGGCGACAUUAUCGACAAAUACGGAAACGUCAAGGGCCACGCCGAGCCGUACGAAGCUCCGGAAGAGGAGGCUGCCGAUCUCUCAUCCCUUGCUGGCAAGACUGUCAACAAGUCUGGCAAGGUGGUGGAUGAGCAUGGCACCAUUUUCGGUGAAGUCAUUGAGGGUGAAGUCAAGAACCUCGUCGGCUGCAAGGUUGACGGCGAGGGUCAGAUCUGGUCGAAUGACGGCAAGGUCAUCGGCAAGGCUGGUCUGAUUUCGGGCGGCGGUCGUCCCGAAGAUGGACCCUUCUCCAACUUCGAGUCGACCAGCGUGCAAAAGGACGGAACAGUCCUCGACAGCGCUGGAAACAUCAUUGGUCGUGUCACCGAGGGCGAUCUUGCCAAACUUGCGGGACGCAAGGUUGACGACGAUGGCGACAUCACUGACAAGAACGGCAACGUCAUUGGCCAUGCCGAACGGUGGGAACCAGAAGAAAAGGAACGUGAGGUCAGCCCCAUGUCUGGUCUCCGUGUCAACAAGGAAGGAGAGGUCCGCGAUAAUAACGGCGAUGUCAUCGGUAGACUUACGGAAGGCAACUUGCUGUCUUGCGUGGGUAAGACCAUCGAUGACAAUGGCCAUGUCGUCGACCAGGACGGCAACAAGCUCGGUGAAGUGACCCUGCUUGAGAACAUCCCCGAUGAGGAUGAAGGUCCCACCGACGACCAACUCAAGGAAGAGGAAGAACGCGAGAUCGCAAAGAAGAUUGGCAACAUCAUCAACCAGACUCUGGAGAAGAUGGAACCCAUCUGCAAGCAGAUCACAGACCUCGUCGAGAAGGCCGACCGCACACCCAAGGAGGAACUCGACGAGGAGAAACUCGUCAACGACGUCAAGCCUCUGAUUGAAGAGGGCAGCCGCAUUUUGGGCGAGUGCAACGGCGCGAUCCGCGGCCUCGACCCAGACGGCCACAUCGCGGCACAGGCCAAGGCCAGAGCCGCCUCCGGCGAGGCCUCCCCCGAAGAGCACCGCGUGGCCGAGGGUCUCAAGGAGCUCACGUCGGUGGUGGUCAAGACGAUCGACAACGCGAAGAAGCGCAUCGCCGACAUGCCGCACGCCAAGAAGAAGCUCAACCCUCUGUGGGGCUUGCUCACGGAGCCGCUGUUCCAGAUCAUCGCGGCCGUGGGUCUGCUGUUGUCUGGCGUGCUGGGCCUGGUGGGGAAGCUCCUCAAUGGCUUGGGUCUGGGUGGCUUGGUCAACGGUAUCCUCGGUGGUCUUGGCGUCGACAAGCUGCUUGGUGGCCUGGGCCUGGGCAGCAUCGGCGAGGCGCUGGGUCUCGGCGGCGGGAAGAAGAAGUAA